Messenger RNA from Pseudogymnoascus verrucosus, 1271 nucleotides. RefSeq lists its product as uncharacterized. NCBI's taxonomy places the organism in Eukaryota, Fungi, Ascomycota, Leotiomycetes, Thelebolales, Thelebolaceae. The record is from RefSeq and is a predicted model, not a curated record. Gene Ontology annotation, molecular function: oxidoreductase activity, acting on NAD(P)H. Bases 167 to 1183 code for a protein of 338 amino acids. The transcript is spliced from 5 exons.
UACCCCGCUCUGGGGUUUCAUAAAGUAGAAACGCUGGCCUCCGUGAAGAGGCCAGCGUUCAGUUUCCGUAGUCAUAAAGAGAAGUAUACGGAUAAGUUCGGCCUUGACGUGACAUUACUGCCCUGUUCAGCCAGGACUCAAUUGCAAUCUUAAAAAGGUCACGAAAAUGAGUAACAAGGCAGCAUGGAUCAAUUCCAAAGGGGAAGCAAUUAAGGUUUGUGAUGCAGAAAUGCCAACGCCUGGGCCAGGGCAACUGGUUAUUGAAAAUCACGCAGUACCUCUUCAUCCUGGAGACUGGAAGCUUGCAAAAGGCAUAAUUCCUAUCCCGCUAAAGUACCCAACUAUUCUUGGAAAUUAUGUUUCAGGGUAUGUUCAUGAAGUAGGAGAGGGGAUAACCAGAUUCAAGAGGGGUGAUAGAGUAUUGAGUAUGAGUGCGCUAGCAGUGCGUAAUGAUCAUAAUUUUGGUGCUCAUCAGCGAUAUACUCUAUCGGUGGAGACGCUCACUGCACAUAUUGGUGAUACUCCUUUCGAGGACGCUACCUCAGCAUCAAUAGUUUACGCCGCGAUGUCUGCUCUAGUUCUCCACUUAGGUCUUGAUAGGCCCUCCAAAGAUGCUCAAUCGAAGGAGGAAAAUGUGUUGGUCUGGGGCGGAGCUUCAUCAAUCGGAUUCUACGCUGUGCAGAUUGCUGCCCAGGCGGGAUACAAAGUUAUCACCACAGCAUCAGAAAGGAACCGACCUUUGGUGAAAGGAGCUGGUGCUACAGAAGUCCUAGACUAUCGUUCUCCUACAAUUUUUGAAGAUCUACUUGCUCUAGGUCCUUACAAAGCAAUGUUUGGCGCCUCAGAAUCAGCUGUUGAUCAAGUUGUUAUAGGAAAUUUACUCGCAGCUCAAGGAGGAGGAACUUUUCUAACCACUAUGGGCGUUAGGCCUGGUGUCGCUCUUCCUGAUGGUGUAAAGGGACUCUUUGUGCAAUAUAUGGAUGAUUAUUUGAAGCCAGAGAAUACAGAAUAUGUUAAGUGGGUAUUCUGGGAGUAUCUAGAGGAUGGACUAGUGAAGGGAACUUUGAAACUAGGAGAUGUGGAGGUUAUAGGCGGAUUAGAGAAAAUAACCGAGGGGCUAGGGAGACUUGAGGCUGGGGAGGUUGGAGGGAAGAAAUUAGUCAUUAAGCCGAAUUUGGAAUGAGAAUUUGGUUGUGAUUUCUUAAAGGGGGUUCUUGAAGUUUAUAACUAAAGUUGCUAUUGUUAACGCACUUCUACUCAUGAGAGGCCAC